GCCGGCGAUCGCAGCAUCAGACUACAGGUGGAUUUCAAACAGUGCAUUUGUUUUUGCGUGCGAAACUCUACACACGGAUGAACCUGUCAACUGUCUUCAGACAAUUAUUACGUACAUGCGAGUACAAUCAGAAAAGUAAUACAUAUUUCCGACUUUUAUAUAUUUACAUCAUAUUUUCCAAUGGCUACGAUAGAGGAAAAAUCUUGUCAUGAUGAUACUGAUUGUCCCGAUAAGCAAUAUUGUUAUCAUGUAUCGGAGCGAUGUGUUGACUUUACUCAGUGCAGCAGAUAUAAUAGACAAGAAAAUAGCGAAGGAAGAUCACGACAUCCUUCUCGAUGUGGACCCUGUUUUCCUGGUUACACCGCGGAAAAAUUGAGUACUGGAGAAAUGGCGCUGUUAUGUAGAAAAAUAAAUGCAGAGCAAAGUAUGUCUGAAACAUAUAGAUUGAACAACAAUAUAAUUAUUUAUACAACAUUUGGAAUAUUAACAAUUUUUGGAGUAUUGACUUUACUUAUUAUUAUAUUUUAUAAAAAACGAACAUCAAAACGACAAAAUAAUAAGAUAAAACAAAGCGGAGAACUUCGCGUUAUGGAACCCACUGCUCCUCCUUUAGAAAAUAGUCCUUUCAUCACUUGCAAAAAAAAGUCAUCUCCAGUGCCUUUUAAUAAUAAUAAAAAUUUGAAAGAUAAAAAUAAUCUUGUACGUGCUACUUGUUGUGCACCUCCAUAUAGGGAUCAUACGAAUUUUAAUUAUGAAAACGAUCAAAAUAACGAUAAUGUAACAGAACCAUUGCAUUACAUGUCUAAUCAAUCUAACAAUUGGACUUCAGAACAAUUAACACGUGAAGUUAUAAAUGGAAAUUUAUCUGGAUACGAAGUAGCACAAAUGGAUAAUAUCUUAAACACAACUUUAAUUCAAACAGAUAAUGCUUCUUCAUCUAAUUCUCAAGAAGAUAAUAAUAAUAACAACACUAAUAAUGAUGAUUCAAGAUCUGAAUCAAGUAAUACUCACAAUAAUAGAGAACAUAUACGAAUUUCUAAUAUUUUGAUUUCUCAAAAAAUAUCUAUGAAUGUGAAUUUACUCAAUAAUGAUUCUUGAUUUCAAAAAUAUGCAUAUCAUAAGAUAAUAUGUUAAUUAAGUGCCUCACUUAUAUAAAGCUAUAUUAAAUUUUUUUUUAUAAAAUUAAAUCAAAAAGAUAAUUUUAAUGAAUAUUAAAACAUAUAAAAAUAAUAAAUAUUUUAAUAUACAAUUAAAUAUUCAUUAUUUAGGCCAUAAUAUUUUAGAAUAAUAAUUCAUUUAAAAAAUAAAUAGUAAUUGAUAUUUAAAAUAAUCUGUAAAGUCUAAAGUCUGUACUAGUCAAUAAAUUUUAAUAAUAUUGACUGCUACUAAAAUGAAAUAAUUUUUUUAUUUUUUUAAAUAUAUAUUUGAAAAAUAAUUUUAAAAAUAAUUUUACUUUUCUUUUCAUAUGAAAUGAAAGUUUGUAUUUUUCAAAAUGAUAUAAGAUAUAUCAACAUUAUGGCCUUAUAUACUUCUUAUGUUUUACUUAUUUCAUUUAAUUUUUGUUUUUCUACUUAUUUUUUAUUUUUAAAGAAAUUUAAAGAUUUUAGAAUUUUAUUUAAUGUCAAUAUGAUUGUUUAUAAAUUUUUUCUCUAUUUUUAAGUAUUAAAUGACAAGUUUUUAAUAUUUUUUAUUAAUAAAAUUAUUAAUAAAAAAUAUCAAAUUCUUUUUUAUAUGUUAUUAAAAAUAUUAUAUUAAUCAUUUUAUUUUAAAUAUAUUGCAUGAUAAUUUAAAUUUGAAUUUUGAUUUAUAGAUUGCUCAAUAUUUUGCAAUACUUAUUAAUAAAAUUUAUUUGCUUCUUAUUCUUUAAAAUUAUAUUAUCUGAUUUAUACGUCGAAUAAAAAUUUUUAGCAUAAUUUAAUAAAAAGAAUUUCUAAAAAAGCAAAAUUUUUAUAAACUUCUUAUAUUUUAAAAAUGUAAUACAUUUUGUAUGUUUAUAGAAAAUAUAAAUAUUAUUAGUUACUUAUUUAUAAAAUAUUAAUUAUAAUUAUAUAAAUAUCAACAUAUAUUUUAUUUUUAGUUUUUAUUAUAAUAAGAUAAUAAUUUUUAUUAUGAUUUACAUUCAUUAUAAUUAACAUUUUAUACUCAAAUUACAUACAUUGUCAUAAAUGAAAUACAUCAAAUGAAGUGAAUUUUAAAUAUAUGCAAUCAUUUAUAAAAUACUUCUAUUAUAAUAGAACUUUUAUUUUAAUAAAUAUAUAAUUUGAUAAAAAAU
This is a messenger RNA of Apis cerana (Asiatic honeybee), 2272 nucleotides long. RefSeq names its product GATA zinc finger domain-containing protein 4. Lineage: Eukaryota; Metazoa; Arthropoda; Insecta; Hymenoptera; Apidae. The record is from RefSeq and is a predicted model, not a curated record.